GUUGCCUAACUCGAAGAACUUAUUGAAUUCACCGUGGCCCACUGAUGUAUGAGGAUGAAAUUAUCGAGGGUAUGGACCCGGAAGGCUUCUCUGGGCCGUCCAAGGUAGUGAAGCCUCUGACCCCGGAGGCUCUGGUUGCUUUCAACGCAGCACAGCAGCGCACCGGUGUGGUGUACAUAUCGCGUAUCCCUCCUGGAAUGCAACCGGCAAAAGUACGACAUUUAAUGAGUGCAUAUGACGAAGUAGGGAGAGUAUACUUGCAACAAGAAGAUGCUAAGCGUGCCUACUUAAGGAAAAAGUACACGACCACGAAAAAGGCUCACUAUACGGAGGGGUGGGUGGAGUUUAAAGAGAAGAAGAUUGCACGAUCGGUUGCAGAGAUGCUGAAUGCGCAACCCAUCGGCGGAAAGAAGGGUACGCGAUGGAGAGACGACGUAUGGACGAUGAAGUACUUGCCCAAAUUCAAAUGGAAUAUGCUCACAGAGCAAAUAGCACACGAAGCAGCGUUACAUUCUGCCAAGCUGCGCGUUGAGCUCUCGCAGUCGAAGACAGAGCAACGCGACUACCUGAAAAACGUGGAAUUGGCUCGUGUUCUAGAGAAGAGAGCUUCGAGAAGAAAAGAAAAGGGGGAAGAUGCUGCGGAAGCGCCCAAGAACGAAUCUAAGAGAAGAUUCGAGGAAACGACGGAGCACGAAGUGCGGAAAAAGAUGAGGAAGGAGCGGCCAGAAGUUGGUGACGGUGGACAGCUAGACAAUGUACUGAGCAGUAUAUUCUAGCUUCUAAUACUAGAUAUUGAGUAGAUGUGUGGCGGCAAUGCACGGACCAGGCGGUGGUGCCGGGCUGGCCUGGGAUGGAAAUUGAGUCGGAGCGCGAAAGAGGAAGGAGGGAGAGCGGCAGUGCGGAAAAGUGGUUCUAUAUCGCGAACAUAUUGAGCGUGAAACGCUGAACCGGUUGGCUUUUUGAC
Messenger RNA from Serpula lacrymans var. lacrymans S7.9, 964 nucleotides. RefSeq lists its product as uncharacterized. Gene Ontology annotation, molecular function: RNA binding. Gene Ontology annotation, biological process: small-subunit processome assembly; endonucleolytic cleavage in 5'-ETS of tricistronic rRNA transcript (SSU-rRNA, 5.8S rRNA, LSU-rRNA); endonucleolytic cleavage to generate mature 5'-end of SSU-rRNA from (SSU-rRNA, 5.8S rRNA, LSU-rRNA). NCBI's taxonomy places the organism in Eukaryota, Fungi, Basidiomycota, Agaricomycetes, Boletales, Serpulaceae. The transcript is spliced from 3 exons. The coding region runs from base 45 to 776 and encodes 243 amino acids. Gene Ontology annotation, cellular component: nucleolus. The record is from RefSeq and is a predicted model, not a curated record.